Molecule: messenger RNA, 3426 nt
Organism: Ceutorhynchus assimilis (cabbage seed weevil)
Lineage: Eukaryota; Metazoa; Arthropoda; Insecta; Coleoptera; Curculionidae
Source: the annotation of a GenBank genome assembly
AUGGCAGAAAUUGGUUCCGAAAACUAUUCCAAAUAUUCACUACUAAAACUGCAAAGUCACAAAGAAUCUCAUCGAAAUUUCCUUCAUCGUUAUGAUCUUGGGAAUACUGGGAAAGAACCCAGAAGUAUACCAGAAUCACCUGUAGAAAUAAUAUCUCCUUCACUAGCCAUCCUUCCUUCUCCGGACUUUGUAGCCGAGCCUAUGGAAGUCGAUGAUAGGACAGUAGCAAUACCUGGCGAUAAGACAAUGUCUAGACAAGACAAGCUUGAACGUCUAGCAUUGCCAUCUACUUCACGCGGUUAUAGAAGAAGAAAUAAAGCGAGAAAACCACCAAAGAACUAUCCAGAAGACCAACCAUCUGUAACCCUUGACGAAAGCAUACUCUCCUUAUUGUUAAAGCUACAUUCGAAACUUUCUGGAAUUCCUGACAGUUUUGAUCCAGACGAUGAAGAAAUUGAUUAUUUUGUUGGCGGCGAUGAUACGGUUCCUUGUGGAGAUGGUCCAUUCUAUGUGGGAAAACUGCUCAAAAAAAUCGCCAUCUCAGAUUCUGGAUGUCACAGUUACAUACAGGAGAGCAGGCGUCAAUUGUGGCCUUCGGCCGAGGAGAAUGAAAAAGCAAAGAGAAUGCGCGAAAAUAAGGAAAGAGAAGACCGGAGACGUAGGGCGAAAGAUAGACAGGAUAAGUUGAUGGCGGAAUUUGCAAAAAAGCAAAACGACUUUUGGAAACGCGAAAAGGAACGGAUGGAAACUGAUGAAAAUUCUGAUAGUAGUAUGGAUGAAAGUGAGAUACCGAUUAGUAAAGAGGAAUACGAUUGUGUUAUUUGUAAUACUAGUUCUCCUAGUACGGAAGACAAACCAAUGGGUCUGGUGGUUUUGAUACAAGCUACUAGUGUUAUAGGUCAUAGGCGAAGAUAUGGACAGCCAGAAAGAUCGACUUUGCCCACUUGUGAUGAUGAACGGGAACAGUGUAGGAAAGAUGACACUUUGUCAGCAGAAUUCGAUAGAAGAACAUCUUGGUUCCUAUCAGUGAACACUGGCUGGGACGGUGGCGUACAUGUACAAACCUGCGGUCAUCAUCUACAUUUAGAUUGCUUAAAUUCGUACUUGACAUCGUUGCGGUCGCAACAGAGACAACAAACUUUGUCUCCAGAAAAGGGCGAAUACUUGUGCCCCCUUUGUAGGCAAUUAGCGAAUUCCGUGUUACCUUUAUCGCCACAAUACGGCGAUAAAUCCCAAAUGGUUCGAGCGAAGCCUAACGAUUCCAUGUUACAUAUUUUGGAGGAAAUUAGCGACUUUUUAAAUGACAACGAUCAGAAACCAAGUUCGUCUAGUAUGGCAGAAGCCAUAGGUAAAGUGAUGGAAGAUAUGACGAAUAGUACGCAAUUGAAAGCGUUAUUUAGGCCAAAAAGCGAAAAACCGAUACCUCAAAGUUUGAUCCUGUUUGUUAACUCGAUAGCACGAACCAAUUUGGAAGUGGAGCUCGUGCAACGGGGCGGGUCUUUGGUUUCUCCUACCAGCGAUGCGCCCAAUCCUUUACUGCCAAAAAGAGAUUGUAUAGUUCCUUUACUCCACGUCCUGGCUGUCCAUGCACGCGUCGCACGCAGUAUAGCCAGCUGGCCCGCCUGGAUGUCUUUCAUUCAACUGUGUGGCCUGCCAGCCAAAGAACAAGUCUCAUUGAUACCGAUGGAACGAGAAGUACCUCUUUUACUUAAGGAUCCUAUAGCGUUACUAUUGCAAUUUGUUUUAUUGUUGCCUUUACAUUUAGAUCAAACUUAUUUUACGACUACCGUCAAAAUGGUUUACAAUCUUCUCUAUUACCAAGUGGUAGCGCAAAUAUCAUGUGGUCUAACCAGUGCGGAAAGGAACAGAGCCGCCAAAGAAGCUAGUAGUUGGGCGAUCAGUAAUAUUUGUGACUCUCUGGGGUUGAUCGACGAAUGUUUAGGUCAUACAGACUUAUAUAUGGACGAUGAAGAUGAUGGCAGCGAAUCUGCCUCUUCAUCUGAGGAAGAUCCGAGGGAAAAAUUAAAUGUUGUUGCCUUGGAACAACAGUACUACCACGAAAGACCUUGCAACCAAUGCCAUUCGGUCGCGACAGAAACCAGUAUAUGUCUGUUAUGCGGUACCAUAGUGUGUCUGAAACAGAACUGUUGCAAACAGCAAAAUGUAUGCGAGGCGGUGGCGCACGCCCAAGAAUGCGGAGCUGGAACCGGAGUGUUUCUUGUCGUCACUUCGACCUACAUCAUAGUUAUAAGGGGGCACAGAGCGUGUCUUUGGGGCUCCCUGUACCUAGAUGACUUUGAGGAGGAGGACAGAGACUUGAACAUUACCAAAGGUUUGGAGUUUUUGGAGAAUUAUCUUAUAGGAUACGAUAACUAUUCAGAUGACCAAAUAAAAGAAGUAAAGCACAAAUUUUCUUAUAUUAAGUCCGAAUUUAAACGAAGAUGGGGAAUUGCAAGCAAAAAGGAACAUGUUUUCUUGGAAAAAAAUUCUGAAUGGCUGCAGGAAAAUUUUGAAAUACCAAGAGCAAUACAUAAAACCGGAAGACCGCCCAAAACUUUUGAUGGGCUAAGUGAAAGAAGUAAAAGAAGAAAAACAGAAGAAAUGUGUGCUAGUGUUGAUUCCCAAAUGUUGACGUACGCGACACAGGUAAAAUUGCGAUGUGAAGGAAAACGAGACGUUUCAAAAAUUGUGAAAGAAGUAACUGGCUCCCAAACGGAAGCUGAAAAAUAUAAGAAAGCAUACUCUUGUUUCGAAAGGGAGAAGUCACGGAUAACAGUUCUACAAGCGCUCUCAAUGUUUGUGGAAGCGAAUUUAUCCCAAAAACAGUACGAAAUAAUUAUAAGCACUGCUAAAGGUGUCUUUCCUUGCUACAGCUUGUUACAAAAAGCAAAUAAGACUGCUAUCCUGCCAAAGAGUCCUUUAUUGCUAUUGAUUUAUUUAGAAGAGGUUCUCCAAAGUUUAGGUGAAGAGGAACGUAAAUCUUCACUGUUGAUUUGCAAAUGGGGGUGUGAUGGAUCACAACAAGCACAAUUCAAGCAAAAGUUUGAGAGCGAAACUGGUUCCGAUACAAAUAUUUUUCAAAGUUCUUUUCUACCAUUACAGUUAAUUUGUGAAGUUAAUAAAAAAAUAAUCUGGCAAAAUCCAACCCCAUCUUCGCCACGCUACUGCCGACCUAUAAGGAUUAGAUUUGUUAAAGAAUCUGUCAAUACUACAAAGGAAGAGAUCUCGUAUGUAGAAGAGGCAACAAAUUUACUGGAGCCUACAAGAGUGACACUUUUUUACGCUGAUUUUUCUGUUAGGCAUAAAAUGAUGCUGACCAUGAUCGAUGGAAAAAUCUGCAACGCUGCUACUGAUAUCACAUCUACAAUGAAGUGUUACAUAUGCGGUUUAACAUCUAAAGACUUUAACAACAUGCAAAUAAAUUGA